UCGGGAGCUGCAGAAGCAAAUGGAGCUCCUGGGAGCAGCCACUGUUGUCCUCCUGGUUUGCAUUGCUUGCCUACUCUCCUUCACAGCAUGGAAAAUGAGGUCUGGAACGGGGAAGAUGCCGCCAGGACCAGCUCCCCUUCCCAUCCUAGGUAAUCUGCUGCAGGUGAAACCAAAGAACUUGUCCAAAACCCUCAAAAAGCUCAGUGAAGAGUAUGGACCAGUGUUCACAGUGCACCUGGGCUCUGACCCAGUGGUGGUGCUGCAUGGACAUGAUGUGGUGAAAGAAGCCUUGGUUGAUCGUGCAGAUGAGUUUGCUGCCAGAGGACACAUGGCAAUAGGAGACAGGGCUAACAAUGGAUUAGGGAUUGUUUUUAGCAACAAUGAGGAGUGGUUACAAGUCCGGCGGUUUGCUCUCAGCACUCUGCGCAACUUUGGAAUGGGGAAGAGGAGCAUUGAAGAGAGGAUCCAGGAUGAAACUGAACACUUGCUGGAAGAGAUCAACAAAACAAAGAGAACACCUUUUGACCCAACCUUCAUGCUGAGCUGUGCUGUCUCCAAUGUCAUAUGCUGCAUUGUCUUUGGGAAACGAUAUGACUAUAAAGACAAGAAGUUCCUGUCCCUGAUGAACAACAUGAACAACAUCUUUGAGAUGAUGAACUCCCACUGGGGACAGCUCUACCAGAUGUUUUCAAAGGUCCUGGAUUACUUGCCUGGCCCACACAACAACAUUUUCGCAGAAUUUGAUGCUCUAAAAGCCUUUGUGUCAGAGGAGGUGAAGAUGCACCAAGCCUCCCUAGAUCCCAACUCCCCUCAAGAUUUCAUUGACUGUUUCCUCAGCAAAAUGCAGGAGGAGAAAGAGCAUCCCAAUUCCAGUUUCCACAUGAAGAACCUGAUAACCAGCACCUUUGACUUGUUCAUUGCUGGAACAGAGACAACUAGCACCACUAUAAGAUAUGGGCUUCUGCUUCUUCUCAAAUACCCGAAGAUACAAGAGAAAGUUCAGGAAGAGAUUGACCGGGUAGUAGGACGAUCACGAAGACCUUGUGUGGCUGACCGGACCCAGAUGCCCUACACGGAUGCGGUGGUCCAUGAAAUCCAGCGCUUCAUCUCCCUCGUCCCCCUGGCUCUCCCUCACACUGUGACCAAACACACCCGCUUCAGAGGAUACGUCAUUCCCAAGGGCACCACAAUCUUUCCCAUCCUCAGCUCUGUCCUCCAUGACAGUAAAGAGUUUCCAAACCCAAAUGAGUUCAAUCCUGGACAUUUCUUGAAUGAGAAUGGCACCUUUAGGAAGAGUGAGUUCUUCAUACCCUUCUCAGCAGGGAAGCGAAUAUGCCCUGGAGAAGGCCUGGCACGCAUGGAGAUAUUCUUACUCAUAGCCACCAUCUUGCAGCACUUUACCUUGAAGCCUGUCAUCGACCCCCAGGAACUCAACAUAACCGCAACGCUGAGUGGAAUAAGCAACGUACCUCCUGCCUACCAGCUCCGUGCUCUCCCUCGCUGAAAAGCACAAACUCUCUCUCUACAGUGUCCUGAGCCUGGCUACUCCGUUACAUCUCCCUUACCAAAACCAAUGGCAGGAGCAUUGGCCCACCUUUCCAAAGCCUCCAAGAAGGCAGCCCAAAGACAGGUACAUGCACAGAAUAGACAACUUCAAAGCUUCCCAGAACUGCUCUACCACAUUGCAGGGAGGCCCUGGGUGACAUUGCAGCCUGUUGCACUGUCCACGGGCUCAUUGAGCACAAUGGCUGCAUGAAACAGCUGAUUUUCUCAAAAACACAGUUCCCAUGGCUGCCCACGACCUGCUUCUCCUGCAGCACAUGUCCUACUAAGAGCAGCAUGCUUUGCAGAUGGAUAGUGCUGCAUGUGUGUAUGUUAGUGACCCAAUAAAGAAAAAUCGAUUUAUGGGG
This is a messenger RNA of Balearica regulorum gibbericeps (East African grey crowned-crane), 1910 nucleotides long. RefSeq names its product cytochrome P450 2C19. Gene Ontology annotation, biological process: xenobiotic metabolic process; epoxygenase P450 pathway. Gene Ontology annotation, molecular function: iron ion binding; oxidoreductase activity, acting on paired donors, with incorporation or reduction of molecular oxygen, reduced flavin or flavoprotein as one donor, and incorporation of one atom of oxygen; arachidonate epoxygenase activity. The record is from RefSeq and is a predicted model, not a curated record. Lineage: Eukaryota; Metazoa; Chordata; Aves; Gruiformes; Gruidae. Gene Ontology annotation, cellular component: cytoplasm; intracellular membrane-bounded organelle.